AUGAGCCAGCUCCCGUCAAAACCAUCGGAGGAUGAGAAUAGGCUAGAAGCCCAGAUACAGGAUAUUCUGAGCAGGCGAGAAACCCUUAUAUCACAACUCUCCCGUUUGCUUGACUCCGAGUCCGCCUUGACUGCCUCUGCAUUGAAACAGAACAACCUCUCCCGCCACCGGGAAGUCCUCCUUGAACACCGCCAAGAACUCAAGCGUCUAAAGGCGACUAUAUCAGAUACUCGAGACCGUGUGAACCUACUUUCGAAUGUUCGAUCAGACAUAGAUGCGUACCGGGCAUCUAACCCUGCUGGAGCAGAGGCUGACUACAUGCUUGAGGAGAGAGGGCGGCUCGACAACAGUCACAACAUGAUGGACAGUGUCCUGAGCCAAGCUUACGCCGUCAAUGAGAGCUUCGGGUUUCAGCGAGAAACUUUAGCCAGCAUCAAUCGUCGCAUUGUUGGUGCGGCCAGCCAGAUACCCGGUGUCAAUAAUCUAAUCAACAAGAUCAGUGCCAAGAGAAGACGGGACGGGAUCAUCUUAGGCACCUUUAUCGGAAUCUGUUGUUUAAUGGUGUUUUUCUUCAGGUGA
Molecule: messenger RNA, 579 nt
Organism: Trichophyton benhamiae CBS 112371
Lineage: Eukaryota; Fungi; Ascomycota; Eurotiomycetes; Onygenales; Arthrodermataceae
Exons: 2
Coding region: 1-579 (192 amino acids)
Biological process (GO): endoplasmic reticulum to Golgi vesicle-mediated transport; vesicle fusion
Cellular component (GO): Golgi membrane; SNARE complex; cis-Golgi network
Molecular function (GO): SNAP receptor activity
Source: RefSeq, a predicted model, not a curated record